AUGCCAAAAAGUUACGAAUGGCUGCAUUGGGCGGAGCAUAAGGACGUGUAUGGACCGAUCAGCGCUGUGAAUGUUCUGGGACAAACUAUUGUUAUACUCAACACCCUCGAAGUAGCGAAUGACAUGCUCAAGACUCGGUCCGCCGCGUACUCCGGGCGGCCAGUCCUGCAGUUCGCAGGCGAGAUGAUAGGAUGGAACAGGCAGAUGAUUCUCUCAACCUACAAUGACCAUUUCAAGUCUAUGCGGAAACUCGUCUACCGAUACAUAGGGACGAAGGCCGCGAUCUCCCGGCAUCAGCCUAUCCAGGAGCGCGAAAUACGCUAUUUCCUUGCACGUGUUCAGGAUGACCCAUCCCAAAUUCUGCACUAUCUUCGGGUCGCCGUAGGGAGCAUCCACCUCCAGCUCAGUCAUGGUUAUAUCAUGGAAACCUCCCGUCCCGACCCGCUCGUCACCCUGGUGGAAACCGCCGCGCAGCAAUUCUACGCCGCGACGCGUCCGGGAGAUUGGCUCGUCGACAUAUUCCCGUCCCUGCGGCGCCUGCCUCCCUGGAUCUUAGGCUCGAAGUUCACGAAGACCCUCAACGAGUUCAAGGGGACGAACCUCGAGCAAGCCAACCGUCCGCAUGAUUUUGUGAAACGCGAGAUGGCUUCCGGCUCAGCCAUUCCCUCUUUCACAUCUACCCUCAUCAACGAGAAAGAAGACGAAGAAUCGAUCAAAUGGGCAGCCAACUCGCUAUACGGCAAGUCCAUGCAUACAGGUUCAUGUUCCGGGACGGCCUUCUUCCUGGCCAUGGUCAAGAACCGCGAUGUGCAGCUUCGGGCGCAGAAAGAGAUCGACGAUAUCGUCGGCACCUCGCGCCUCCCGACCUUCGCCGAUCUGGAGCGACUGCCGUACGUCGCCGCACUGCACACGGAGCUCCUGCGAUGGCACACGAUCGGACCCAUGGGGAUACCUCAUGCGACCACCGACGACGACGUCUACAACGGGUACUUCAUCCCGCGCGGAUCGAUCGUGUUGAGCAACUUGUGGCUGAUAGCGCAUGACCCGGACAACUACGAUGACCCGAUGGCGUUCAAGCCCGAGCGUUUCCUCGGGCCGGAUCCCCAGCUCGAUCCGAGGAGCUACGUGUUCGGAUUCGGACGGAGGCGGUGCCCCGGCCUCGAGCUCGCGGACGCGACGAUCUCGUUGGCCAUCGCGAUGUGCCUCUCGGCCUUCACGUUCUCGUGCGAGGACCAGAGCCCGGUCGAUCCCCGAGAGUCGUUUAUCCCCGGGACUGUGUGUCACCCCAAGCCGUUCAACUUUGACGUAGCCGUGCGGUCGCCGGAGAAGGCGCGGCUCAUGAAGGCGGUCUGGGACGAGCUCCCACCUCCGCCGAGCAACGCUGACAAACUGUGAAGAUCAGCAACAGUUG
Messenger RNA from Punctularia strigosozonata HHB-11173 SS5, 1411 nucleotides. RefSeq names its product cytochrome P450 oxidoreductase. NCBI's taxonomy places the organism in Eukaryota, Fungi, Basidiomycota, Agaricomycetes, Corticiales, Punctulariaceae. The record is from RefSeq and is a predicted model, not a curated record. Gene Ontology annotation, molecular function: oxidoreductase activity, acting on paired donors, with incorporation or reduction of molecular oxygen; iron ion binding; heme binding. Bases 1 to 1395 code for a protein of 464 amino acids. The transcript has 10 exons.